AUCUUUCCUCUGAGCUCUGCUGCCUCCUCUCCGGGCAGUGCCCUUGAACCUCUCACGUCCUACGAGAGCAUCCACGCUCCAUAGACACCCCUCACCCAGCGCAGGAUGGACCCCCUGCCUCUGAUCCUCUACCUGUGCGCAGUGCUGGCACCGAGCCAUGGAUUCAGCGUGGACGUGGAAGGACCCAUCACCUUCCAGGAGGAAGUUGAGGGCUUUGGGCAGAGCUUGUUGCAGUUCGGGAAUGCCAGAGUCGGAGGGCUGAUCGUCGGGGCCUCACUGCAGACAGGAAACGUGAAUGAAACCGGCAAAGUCUACAAGUGCGACCCGGGCUCCAGACGCUGCCAGGAGAUCUCCACCCAGAGGCCCCUUGAUGCCAUGUACAUGUCCCUCAGUUUGUCUCUGGCUGCCCAAGGCUCCCAGUUCCUGGUGUGCGGCCCCAUGGUGCACCGGGCCUGUGGGGAGAACAUGUACGUCAGUCACUACUGCUUCCCUCUGCAGCAGAGCUUCUCGCAACUCCAGCCCAUCCUGGACACCCAGCUGGAGUGCCCCAAACAAGUCACAGACAUAGCGCUCCUCGUCGACGGCUCGGGCAGCAUCGCACCUGUGGACUUUGGAAAGAUGAAGACGUUUCUCGCUGAAAUCAUGAAGCAUUUCGACAGCACUGACACGCAGUUCGCCCUCAUGCAGUACUCCAAUAAAUUUGAAUUGCACUUCGACUUCAUGGAGUACAGGAAGAGUCGUGACCCUAAUCACCUUCUCCAGGGGGUUGAGCAGCUUCAUGGAACGACGUACACGGCCACAGCCAUCCGGAAAGUGGUGCGGGAGCUGUUCACCUCUGGGAGAGGCGCUCGGGAUGAAGCCACCAAGGUUCUCAUUGUGAUCACAGAUGGGGAGAAAUACAAUGACCCACUUUCUUAUUCAGAUGCCAUACCUGAGGCUGAGAGAGCUGGGAUCAUCCGCUACGCCAUCGGGGUCGGCCAGGCCUUCUCCAGCGCUGCUGCCCAACGGGAGCUCCAGGAGAUCGCCUCUGAGCCCAGGAACGAGCACGUCUUCCGGGUGGACAAUUUCGACGCCCUCCAGGGCAUCCAGAGCCAGCUGCAGGAGAAGAUCUUCACCUUCAAAGGGCCCCCCGAUGCCAUGAAUAUGUCCCUUGGUUUGUCUCUGGCUGCUCAAGACUCCGAGUUCCAGCAGAGCUUCUCGCAACUCCAGCACAUCCUGGACACCCAGCCAGAGUGCCCCAAACAUGUCGCAGACAUAGCGCUCCUCAUCGACGGCUCGGGCAGCAUCGCACCUGUGGACUUUGGAAAGAUGAAGACGUUUCUCUCUGAGAUCAUGAAGCAUUUCCGCAACACCAACACGCAGUUCGCCCUCAUGCAGUACUCGCACAGAUUUAGAGAGCACUUCAACUUCUUACAGUACAGGACGAGUCGCGACCCCGAUCGCCUCCUCAGUUCAGUCGUGCAGCUCACGGGAGCGACGCACACGGCCACAGCCAUCCGGAAAGUGGUGCAGGAGCUGUUCACCUCUUGGAAAGGAGCUCGGGAUGAGGCCACCAAGGUUCUCAUUGUGAUCACAGAUGGGGAGAAAACUGGAGACCCACUUUCUUAUUCGGACGUCAUACCUGAGGCAGAGAGAGCUGGAAUCAUCCGCUACGCCAUCGGGGUCGGCGAUGCCUUCUCCAGCGCUGCUGCCCAACGGGAGCUCCAGGAGAUCGCCUCUAAGCUCAGCAAUGAGCACGUCUUCCGGGUGGACAAUUUCGACGCCCUCCAGGGCAUCCAGAGCCAGCUGCAGGAGAAGAUCUUCACAUUCAAAGGGCCUCCUGAUGCCAUGGACAUGUCCCUCCAUUUGUCUGUGGCUGCUCGUGGCUCCGAGUUCCUGCAGAGCUUCUGGCAACUCCAGCGCAUCCUGGACACCCAGCCAGAGUGCCCCAAACAUGUCACAGACAUAGCGCUCCUCAUCGACGGCUCGGGCAGCAUCGCACGUGAGGACUUUGAAAAAAUGAAAACGUUUCUCUCUGAGAUCAUGAAGCGUUUCCGCAGCACCGACACGCAGUUUGCCCUCAUGCAGUACUCGCACAGAUUUAGAGAGCACUUCGACUUCUUACAGUACAGGAGGAGUCGUGACCCCGAUCGCCUCCUCAGGUCGGUCGUACAGCUCACGGGAGCGACGCACACGGCCACAGCCAUCCGGAAAGUGGUGCGGGAGCUGUUCACCUCUGGGAAAGGAGCUCGGGAUGAGGCCACCAAGGUUCUCAUUGUGAUCACAGAUGGGGAGAAAACUGGAGACCCACUUUCUUAUUCAGACGCCGUCCCCGAGGCUGAGAGAGCUGGAAUCAUCCGCUAUGCCAUCGGGGUCGGCCAGGUCUUCUCCAGCGCUGCUGCCCAACAGGAGCUCCAGGAGAUCGCCUCUCAGCCCAGCAAUGAGCACGUCUUCCGGGUGGACAAUUUCGACGCCCUCCAGGGCAUCCAGAGCCAGCUGCAGGAGAAGUUCUUCGCCUUCAAAGGUUAUUCAUCUCAGGUCAUCACAGCCAACGGGCAGACCACCUACAUGGUCGGGGUCCCUCUAUGCCAAGACACCGGCAAAGUCCUCCUGUUCAGCAGAGAUACCAAGGGUGGGGAAUGGACACCCGGAUCGGAGCUGUUGGGAGAGCAGAACGGCUCGUAUUUCGGGAGUACACUGUGUGCUGUGGACCUUGACAGAGAUGGGAACACAGACCUGGUUCUAAUCGGAGCCCCUUUGUACCAUACACCUCUGAAUGGAGGACGCGUCUAUAUCUGCCCAAUUAACUUGCCGGGGACGACGAUGAUCUGCACCAAGACACUACAUGGACAGACGGGGGAAGUGUCUGGGCGCUUCGGGGCCAGCAUGUCUGAAAUCGGGGACAUCAGCGGGGACGGACAGAUGGAUGUGGCCAUCGGGGCUCCCAUGGAGGAUGACAAUCAUGGAGCCUUGUACAUCUUCCAUGGGGAAAAGGGAGGAGUCAGUCCGCAGUACAAACAGCGCAUAGUGGGGUCACAGUUUCCCAGCAGGCUGCACUACUUUGGCCGGGCCGUCAGUGGCGGGACAGAUCUGACGGGGGACGGACUGCCGGACAUCGCGGUGGGGGCACAAGGGCAGGUCCUGCUGCUGAGGUCCCGGCCGGUGCUCAGAGUCGGGGUCUCUAUCAGCUUCCAGCCCCCCACGAUCCCCACCUCGGCCUUCGACUGCCAGGGGCAGGAGCAGCUCAACACAGAGGCCAGCAGGGCAGAGGUCUGCUUCACCGUCACUAAGAGCACCAUGGACAGCCUAGGUGACAGGAUCUACAGCACCAUCCAGUACAGCCUGGCCCUGGACCCCGGGCGGACGAAGAUCCGAGUCGCCUUCGACGCCACCGGCCCCGUCCUGAGCAGGGAGCUGCGGCUCGGCAUCGAGAAGAAAUGUGAGACGUACCGGAUAAUGUUACCUCUCUGUCCCGAAGACAUUCUGACCCCCAUCACCCUACGCUUCAACUACACCCUGACGGGGGAGCCCAUCACUGCCGCCGGUGGCCUCAGACCCAUCCUGAGCGAGGACUCUGCGCUGGUGUCUGCAGGCUCGCUCCCGUUUCAGAAAGACUGCGGCGCGGAUGGCCGCUGCGAUGACCAGUUAGCAGUCUCCUUCAAUUUCUCUGGCUUGAGCACCCUGGUGGUGGGGGUCACCCCCGAACUCAACACCACCGUCUCCAUCCAGAAUCAUGGGGAGAAUUCCUACAACACCAGGGUGCGGUUCUUCUACCCGGCCGCGCUGUCCUACCGCCGGGUCCUGCUGCUCCAGUCUAACAGGAGGGCCAUGACCAUUAAGUGCAGCUCAGCAGAGGGCUCAGAGGAACAAUCUCAAAGGAACAGCAUCUGCCAAAUCAACCACCCCAUCUUCUGGAGCGGAGCCGAGGUCAUCUUUGUUGCCACUUUCUAUGUCUCCUCUGAGGCUGACCUGGGGGACAGGCUGCAGAUCACAGCCACUGCCAGCAGUGACAAUGGCGGCCCCAUCACUGAGCGCAUGAUUCUCCGGACAGAGCUGCCGGUCAAGUACGGCAUCUUCAUCAUCCUCACCAGCCUUGAGGAGUCAACCAAGUACGUCAACUUCUCCACCAAGGAGGCAGGGACAAGCGUGCCAGUGACACAUGGGUACGAGGUCAAGAAUCUGCAGCAGCGAAGCGUUCCCAUCUCAGUCACGUUCCAGUUCCCCGUGGAGCUGAGCGGGGUCCGGGUGUGGGACGCCUCUGAGGUUGUCCCCUCCAAGCCCCAACUGGCUCAGUGCGCCAGUGAGGCUGAAACGCCCGGUUCAAAGGACUUUGUGAAGCAAAUGAGCGAGCGCCCCCUGCUGGACUGCUCCGUGGCCACCUGUAAGAAGAUCCGGUGCAGAAUCACCUCCCUGGAAAUGCAGCAACCGCUGGAGUUUAUGAUCAAAGGGAACGUCAGCUUCCAGUGGGUCUCCCAGACUCAGCAGCAGAAAGUGAGUCUGGUGAGCGAGGCCCGGAUUGAAUACGAGGAGAAGAAAUACACCCAGAAGGAGGGAUUCAUCCAGCGCCAGAUGCAGACCAUGGUGGAGAGCUACAAGGUCUAUAAUUACCUGCCCAUCAUCGUGGGCAGCAGCGUGGGGGGCCUGGUCCUGCUGGCUCUCAUCACCGCAGCCCUCUACAAGCCUUGCGCACGCAGAACUUGGCAACCAGGUGUGGUCUCGAGAAAGGAAUGUGCCUCCCUGAAUUUGCAUUUAAUCUGAAAACCGUCAUCGAUCAGGGAGGGAAACAAAGGAAGCUCAAUCAUGUGAGGAAAAGCCAGCUGUGAACGUCCUUCCACAUAAACUCUGUGUGUCCUAGUGCCCAGCUGGAAAUGUUUUUCAAGAGUGAGACUGAAACUAUAAAAAGGAGGAACAACCCCUCCUUCCCUGCCCAUGGCAUUCACUGCACCUGAAGAGAGACAGGAAGUAUUCACUGGAUGCCGAGGAAGAGGGCCUGACAUACACAGUUUGAUCUGGAAGGAAGCUGAAAGCAGGUGGUGAGAAACUUUGCUUGAAUAGGAUAUAAUUUAAGUUAGGCACCAGUAAAUGUUUCAUCUUUAUUUUCUUUGUAAGCGUUUCUGACUUUUAUUCCUCAUGAGUUGGAUUCACUUCAAAUCUCUCUCUUUGUAGUUAAU
Messenger RNA from Chrysemys picta bellii (western painted turtle), 5150 nucleotides. The record is from RefSeq and is a predicted model, not a curated record. Lineage: Eukaryota; Metazoa; Chordata; Testudines; Emydidae.